This is a messenger RNA of Lolium perenne, 3364 nucleotides long. RefSeq names its product pentatricopeptide repeat-containing protein At3g47530. Gene Ontology annotation, biological process: RNA modification. Gene Ontology annotation, molecular function: zinc ion binding; RNA binding; protein binding. Lineage: Eukaryota; Viridiplantae; Streptophyta; Magnoliopsida; Poales; Poaceae. The record is from RefSeq and is a predicted model, not a curated record.
UCCAAGUACGCCGUCACUCCCGCACUCCCGGCGUGCCAUGGCACUGGCGCAGCAGCUCUCGCGCGCUCUCCGCCCGCGCUCCGUCCCCUCUCCCUCUCCCUCCGCCGCAGCCACCGCACUCCUCACCUCGGCGUCGCCUCUCCCGUCGCGCCAUUUCCUCCAGCUCCACGCGCACCUGCUCCGCACCGGGGUUCUCCUCCUCGACCACACCGCAGCCUCCGCCUUCCUUUCCCUCGCAGCAGCCUCCCUCCCCUCCCUUCGCGCGCUCGCCGUCCUCCACCACCAUCUCACCCCGGCGUCCGUCCCUUCCACCUUCUGCUGCAACUCCAUCCUCCGCUCCCUCCCAGAGUCCGACGCCCUCACCUUCCUCCGCCGCAUGCGCGCCCUCGGCCGCCGCGGGAACGCCUUCUCCCUAGCUAUCCUCCUCAAACCCUCCUGCACUCUACCGCACGCGCGCCAGCUGCACGCCAACGCGGUGGCCGAGGGGCACCUCGGGGACGCCCUUCUCGCCACCUCCCUCAUGCGGUCCUACGCUACCUGCGGUGCCGGGGAGAGCGCGCGUCAGGUGUUCGAUGAAAUGCCGAUCAAGGACACGGUCGCAUGGAACGUUCUCAUCACCUGCUACGCGAGGAACAAGAGGACAAAAGAUACACUGAAGCUGUUCGACGAGAUGAGGAGAAGCGAGAGCGAGGCGGAGCCAGAUGACGUCACCUGCAUCCUGCUCCUCCAGGCAUGCACGAGCCUGGGCGCGCUCGAUUUCGGGGAGCAGGUCUGGGAGUACGCGACGGAGCGUGGUUAUGGGGGCGAGCUGAAGGUGCGCAACUCGCUGAUCACCAUGUACACGAGGUGCGGGUGUGUCGAGAAGGCGUACGAGGUAUUCUGCGGAACCCCUCGGAAAACUGUGGUCACAUGGAGUGCUAUGAUCUCAGGACUGGCAGCAAAUGGCUUCGGGGAAGAGGCUAUAUCCGCGUUUGAGGAGAUGAGUAAAUCAGGUGUCGCUCCGGACGCGCAGACUUUUACUGGCGUGCUCUCUGCGUGUAGCCAUAGUGGGUUGGUUGAUGAGGGUUUCAGGUUUUUUGACAUGAUGCGCUAUGAGUAUCAGAUGUUGCCAAAUGUUCGACACUAUGGGUGCGUCGUUGACCUAAUGGGCCGUGCUGGCUUGCUUGAUGAGGCAUACACGCUUGUGGUGAAAGAGAUAAGGGUUGCGCCAGAUGCAACGAUUUGGCGAACUCUUCUUGGUGCAUGCCGAAUUCAUGGUCAUGUUGACCUUGGAGAGAAAGUCAUCACUCAUUUAAUUGAACUGAAAGCACAGCAAGCUGGGGAUUAUGUUCUACUGCUGAAUACCUAUGCAACCGUUGGGGAUUGGACAAAGGUAGCAGAUGUCAGGAAGUUGAUGAAGGAGAAUGGGAUCCAAACUACUCCUGGCUGCACAACAGUAGAGCUUAACGGUGAGCUCCAUGAGUUUGUUGCAGAUGAUGAUUCACAUCCAAGAAAGGCAGAGAUUUACAGAAAGCUCGAUGAGAUAAACACACAUUUAAGAAUAGCUGGUUAUGUUCCAAAUGUGUCAUCUGAGCUGCAUGAUUUGGAUUCAGAGGGGAAGGGAUGUGCCCUCACCUAUCACAGUGAAAAGCUGGCAAUCGCUUUUGCUCUUCUUGUCAUGCCACAACGUAGACCAAUAAGACUGGCAAAGAACCUUCGUGUUUGUGUAGACUGCCACAAUUUCACCAAGGUAUUUUCUAGUGUUUAUAAUCGACUAGUGAUUGUAAGAGACAGAACUCGAUUCCAUCAUUUCCAGGGAGGGAAGUGUUCAUGCAAUGAUUAUUGGUAGACUAUCAUUGCUUCUCUGUUGCAUUUGGAUGUCAGCAACCUCUAAAACUGAAACUGACAAUCUUGAUACCGAAUACACUUGAUGACAUACAGUGUGAUGCCAAAAAGUUUUCAGAUGUGAUUUGACAAUUCACAGGCAUUCUGCUAUCAAGGGCAUACAGACCUGAUUCCAGCGGGGAAAAAUGACUAUGUGAGAUAAGUUCAUCUAUGUUGAAUGCAGCCACAUCUGGUCAUCUGUAUGCAGGGUCUUCAGUAAUCAUAUCCUCCAUGCCAGCAGUUCAAGGACCAUUGAAAUUAUAUGUAUCUGAACGGUAUAUUGGUGAAAUGCAAGGUGCACAAUUACAGCCAUCUAAAAAAUUUGGGGCAUGGUUUACUGAUCCCUCAUAAUUUCAACAACACCACAACCACAAGUAUGCUCCUGCAUUUUCCUCGAGGGCAAACUGGAACGUGAAUAUUUUGCUUUCAUUGGGAAGUCAUCCAAGAGCUAGCACCACACCGAUGGUUGGCUAGCCAGCCUGGGUUCAAAACCCAUAAUUGUGUCUCUAUUACCUCCUAGGUAUCCAUCAUAUGGAUUUUUUUUUUGUUGCGAAAGAUCAUAUAUUUGGCUUUGAUUGACCAUAUUAUUCAUCUAGCAUUAUAUGUUCAGAACUGAUUAAAUUUACUGUUUCCAAUGUUGCUUUCAGUUCUCCAGUGUACACAUGACAAAUGGUAAGUGUAGUGUAUCUGCUCAAAAUCCUAACAUAGUAAAUUAUAUGUUAUGCUUCUGAUUCGAAUCUUGUAAGUUGUAACACAGAUGUAUUUAGUGAAAUUAUUAGAUUAGAAUUGGUAUCUCUGAAAUCAGAUACUCUUUUGCCCUUGUAUGACAUUCUAUUAGUUUGCCAAAACAUCUUAUAUUAGGGAACAGAGGAAGUACUCCUUAGGGGAAUCAAUUCAUCACCUCUACAUUUGCUUCCUGAGCAAGUGAAUUUAUUAUGUGCAGAGGUUGGCUUGUAAGCAUUUAUCUAUUUAUCCUACGUAUGUGGUUAGUUUUGAAAUUUCUACAUAUUUCCCUAGAUUGACUAACCAUUAGUAACGCAGCAACUUGUACCUUCUCUUGUUUAUGCUCCUGUAUUUCCUUGUGAAUCAAAGAGGCCUGAUUAUUUGUUGGCAUAACGGAAACAUAAUGAAAAUUCUACUAUCUUCUUUGUUCAUACUAGGUCAUCUUGUCCUUGGCUGAACAGGAUUUCCUAUGAUGAGCUGACUUUCGGUAGCAGCAGCUCGCAGAACCCGUUCAUUGAUGUGAUGCCCGAUCACUUCGCAAUCAGAUAGCAGGAGGCAUCUACGAUCUGUACUGGAAUAUCCCUUAUAGGUUCCUCUGAUGUGUCACGAACUUCUACCCACCAGUGACCAGUCCUUCCUCGAUUCAAACAUGUAUCCUUUGUUUAUGUUAAUCAAAAGGAAAAAAAAAUCGCCCCUGAUGUUCUUCAGCACGUCAAUAAUUUCAGUUGAGCUGUAUCGUAUCUUGAUCAAGCUGAUUUAAUGCAAUUUUUCUGGCUAA